AUGGCCGCCCCGCUCUACACGACGGCAUCGGGCCAGCUCUACCACGCCGGCAAGAUCCUCAUUGCCACUGUCGGCCUCCCCGCACGAGGCAAGACGCACCUCUCGCACGCCGUCGAGCGAUACCUGCGAUGGCUCGGCGUAAAGUCCAAGGUCUUCUCCCUCGGCGACCACCGCCGCAAGGUCCUCGGCCGCGUCGAUGUGAUGCCAAAGGAUUACUUCAAGAGCGGCCCAAAGUCGGCAGAGACCGAAGCGCUGCGCAAGCGCAUCCUCGACGAGUUUGAUGAGACCGUCGUCGACUACUACGACCAGGGCGGCCAGGUCGUCAUCUACGAUGCCAACAACGGAAGCCAGGCGAGGAGGUAUGCCAUCCGCGAAAAGUUUGGCAAGCUGGGCAUCCACGUCAUGUUUCUCGAGAGCAUCUGUACCGAUCCGGCCGUGGUCGAGGCCAACGUCAGGAGUGUGAAGCUCAGCAGUCCGGAUUACGUCGGGUGGGACCCGGAGCGGGCGGUCGAGGACUUCUACAGCCGCAUCAAGGGCCAUGAGCAGUUCUACGAGCCCAUCGAGAACCCGUCCUUUCCCUAUAUCAAGCUGAUCAACGUCGGGGAGCAGGUCGUGGUCAACAACAUCCAGGGCUACCUGCAGAGUCGAAUCGUCUUUUUCUUGAUGAACAUCCACAACCGGCAGAGGACCAUCUACUUUGCAAGGGCUGGAGAGGCCCUCAUCGAGCACCUAUACAAGGCAGAUGCGGACCUCUCGUCGCUCGGCUGGGACUAUGCCGACGAGCUGUGCAACUUCGUGGUCACCCUGCGCAAGGACGCGGCGGCAAAGAGCAUCCAAAAGGCCCGCGGCGAGAGUCGCCAAGAGACCGAGGCGCGGCGCGACAAGCCGGGCCAUGGACCGGGCGAGGAGCUGAGGACGCUCGAGGUAUGGACGUCGGCAAGGCGGAGGUCAUCGCACACGGCCUACCCCUUCACCGAAAAGGGCUUCAAGGUGAUUGAGAGGUCGCAGCUGAGCGAGAUGAACCCGGGCAUCGUGGACGGCAUGAGCGAGGAGGAGAUCCGGAAGCGGUACCCAGACGAGUGGGAGCGAAAGCUGCGCGAGCCCUACUCGCACCGCUUCCCGCGCGCGGAAAGCUACCACGACCUGUCGGUCCGUCUGGAGCCAAUCAUCUUUGAGCUGGAGCGGGCAAGGAGCGACGUUCUCAUCAUUGGCCAGUCGUCGGUGCUGCGCUGCCUCAUCGCCUACUACCAGGGCCUCCAACCCCACGAGAUCCCUUCGAUUCAGGUGCGCGAGGGGGAGCUCGUCGAGAUUUCGCCCCAGGCGUACGGGGUCAAGACUGUGACGCACCAGUUCUGGGAUCCGGUGGCGCGACGCAAGGAACGCGACGCGGUCUUUGAGGCUGAGGACCAGACGGCUGCCAACGCCGCCCGGCAGGACGAGGCGGCCAGCAUCCACGACGAGAGGGAGCAGAACCGCACGGCCAACCGCGAGGGCAUGCCGCGGUGGGCGCAGCGGAGGAGCAGUUCGGCCAAGUCGCCCGAGGGCAUCCGGGCGGAUCGGGCCGCCAUCCGAGAGCUGGAGCAGGAGCUCAAAGACGCAGAGAUGCUGCGCGACUACGAUGUACAGAUCGCGCGCUGA
Messenger RNA from Pseudozyma flocculosa PF-1, 1638 nucleotides. RefSeq lists its product as uncharacterized. The record is from RefSeq and is a predicted model, not a curated record. The transcript is spliced from 6 exons. Gene Ontology annotation, molecular function: fructose-2,6-bisphosphate 2-phosphatase activity; 6-phosphofructo-2-kinase activity; ATP binding. Lineage: Eukaryota; Fungi; Basidiomycota; Ustilaginomycetes; Ustilaginales; Ustilaginaceae. Gene Ontology annotation, biological process: fructose 2,6-bisphosphate metabolic process; fructose metabolic process. The coding region runs from base 1 to 1638 and encodes 545 amino acids. Gene Ontology annotation, cellular component: cytosol.